AUGGCACCGGUCAUUGACAGCUCCGCCAUCCCAGGCACUGUCACCCUAGUUGACUUGCAGCAUGUUUUACAUACCCAACAUUUAGAAAGCGGAGAUCGGGACAUUGUUCUGAUCCCCACUCCCUCUGGUCAUCCAGAUGAUCCACUGAACUGGAGCCCUCGGAGGAAGCUGAUGUCGACAGUCUCCGUUAGCGUCUACACAUUAUUCUCCGGUAUCGCUUGCUCGGUAGUUUACUCGGUUCUCACGCAGCUGUCUGAAGAGACGGGUCUAUCAGUUAGUACACUCAAUGAAGGAACUGGGUACAUGUUCCUAUUGGCGGGAUGGGGGUUGCUCUUCUGGCAGCCUUUCGCAAUGCAAUACGGAAAGCGAUUGACAUAUAUUCUGUCAUUGGCGGGAAUCCUGGGUACAACCAUGUGGGGACCUUACGCCACAACAUACGGUCAGUGGAUUGCUCGAUGUGUGCUUCAGGGUUUUUUCACUGCCCCCAUUGAGGCACUUCCAGAAAUUACAGUCACCGAUGUGUACUUUACCCACGAGCGUGGAACCUACAUGGGAUUAUAUGCCUUCUUCCUGGCUGGUAGUAACUACUUUGCCCCCGUGAUCUGCGGUUUCAUUGCACAGUAUCAGGGCUGGCGAUGGGUAUUUUACUGGCCUAGUAUCUUCUGUGGAUGCGCCAUGAUCUUCCUAUUUUUCUUCAUGGAGGAAACAAACUAUGUCCGCGAAGAUGACGUACAAGCUGCCACCAUCGCCAAUGUGCGGCUGAGCUCCUCCCAUAGUUCGCACAGCUCGGACCCUGAAAAGUCUCCAGUCUCUGAGCCUGUACCUACAGAAACAGAGCCUGGUGAGAUCUACACCAAGAAAACAUAUUGGCAGACAUUAUCACUCCUGGGCCCUAAACAGAAGCAGAAUACCAUGUUUCGGCGACUCUGGCAAAGUUUGUACUUCCUAUCAUGGCCGGUCAUUUUCUAUGCUGGAUUCUCCUAUGGAUCCUAUCUGGUACUGUUCAAUAUUCUUAAUGGAACUGCAUCAAUUAUCUUGGGUGGCGCUCCCUAUGGCUUUGGGUCCUCCAUGGUCGGUCUUAGCUACUUGGCAUGCUGUCUUGGUGUUGCAAUUGGAUCAAUUUUUACUGGACGAUUCAGCGACUGGCUGACAAUCAAACUUGCCCGUCGCAACAAUGGAGUCAUGGAGGCAGAACAUCGUCUGUGGCCUUUCAUCGCGUGUCUGUUCCUCGUUCCGGGAUCUCUUCUGCUCUGGGGUGUCGGUGCCGCGCAUGAAGUACACUGGUUUGGCCUGAUUGUGGCCAUGUGCAUCCUUGCAUUCACCAACACCUGUGGUAUCACUCUCAGUGUCAAUUACUUGGUUGACAGUUACCGAGAACUGAGCGGGGUGGCGAUGGCUACCUGUAUCUUGGUGCGAAACACUAUGUCCUUUGCUAUUAGUUAUGGUAUCACACCCUGGGUUGACAACCUCGGGUACCAGAACUGCUUUAUAUCCGUUGCCUUUGUUGGUAUGGCCUGCUCAGCUGUCUUCUUAGUGAUGAUCAAGUAUGGAAAGGCUUGCCGUAUCCGCAGUCGAGAGAGAUACUGGAAGAUUGUACAAGAGAACUGGGAGAAAGGAAUGGGACACUAA
Messenger RNA from Penicillium odoratum, 1629 nucleotides. RefSeq names its product putative MFS transporter. The coding region runs from base 1 to 1629 and encodes 542 amino acids. Gene Ontology annotation, biological process: transmembrane transport. Lineage: Eukaryota; Fungi; Ascomycota; Eurotiomycetes; Eurotiales; Aspergillaceae. Gene Ontology annotation, molecular function: transmembrane transporter activity. The record is from RefSeq and is a predicted model, not a curated record. The transcript has 9 exons.